CAACACCCCUGCCCUGUCCCCACCGCCCUCCCCGGAGCCCCACUUGCCGCCGCAGCCGUCGAACUCCCAGGGCGCUGUGUCCCUUCUCCCGCGGAGAGGAGGGCGGGAGCCUCAUAUUGGCAGGAGGUGGCCGAAGCCACCUGUUAAACUUGGGUCCUGCGCAAAGUGACCAGUAGAUUUUCGUCCCCACCCCCGCUCCCCAACCCCUGACCCCCAACAGAGGUGACCCACUACUUAGGCAUGGGACACCGGCCCCUUCCCCACUUCCUGUGAUUGAGCCAGCGGCUGGGGUUACUGUGGGGAUGCCUGUCCAUCACCAGAAGUCAGACUCUUGGGAGAUGGACCCUGACUUGUUGCCCGGCUGCAGGCUCGGUGACCUGAGCAGAGGAAGCAGUCUGGAGAGUCGGACCAGCAGCUCUCGUCCCAGAAGUCUCACUCUGGACGAUGAGAGCCUGAAGUACCUCACACAUGAGGAAAAGGACGUCCUCCUGUUUUUUGAAGAGACGAUUGAUUCCCUGGAAGACGACUUUGAGGAGCAGGUGCUGUGUGAUGGUGAUGCUCAGGGCCACUCUCCGCGGUCUCUGGAAGAGAGCGCUUCUGGUCCCUCCGAGCCAGAGGAUGUCGUGGACUUAGUGCAGCUGGGCCCUGGAGCCGGGGAACCCGAGAGCCUUCGGGAUGUGACGGAGGCAGCAGGGGCUGGCGCUGUUGGAAAGGAAGACACCCCUGUCCUCAGGAAAGAGGAUGCUGAGAAGUCUCCCCCCCCAGACCUCUCAGGUCCCGAGGCCCUGCCCCUGCCGCCUCCCUGUCCUGUGCCCGCAGCAGCCCCGGCCCACCCCGGGAGAGAGCCCCCUCCUCCUCCAGCAGAGCACCCCAAACUGGCCCGCUCGGUCCCCACUCCGCUCGUCAUCGCCCAGAAGAUGUCUGAGAAGCUGGCAGGGAACGAAGGGCUCUCGCCCACAUCCCCGUCCAAAGAGGGCAGGCCUGCAGGAUGGAGGACGCUGACUUCCGUGGCCCCUCGACACGGAGACCACUCGCUGUGGCACAGACACGCCGCACAGCCGGUGCCCAAGAUCCACCGCUUCCCAAGCAACAUCAGCGUGACCAACAGCGCGGGGAAGGCCUUCAAUAAGACUAUCUCCAAGGCCGCGGUCAACGUGCAGGAGCGCAAAGCCCAGGUCCUGGCCAACAUCAAUGGGGUCUCCUUCCUCUCCGUGGGGGAGACGGAGGACCGGGCCCAGAGGAGCGAGCCCGCCGAGCAGAGGAGAAGCGUCUCCCCGGAGCAGAGCCAGCCGGGCCCGGCCCGGGAGGCUGUUCCCGCGCGGGCAGGGGCGCACGGCGGCCAGCAGUCCAGAGGCGUGCAGACGGAACAGCCCCUGCCGAUGGCCAACGGCUUCCAGAGCCUCCACGACAUCCUCAAGAGCCAUCCCGGGCCCUUUGUCUCUACAGGGAAGACGGUCACCUUCCGUCCGGACCCGGCCCUCCCCAGCAAACUUGCUCCCCGGCAGCCAGACUGCGGCCAGGACGCCAGGAAGCGGUCGGGCUCGCUCCCCCGGGCUGUGGGGUUCAGACCCCAGGGCAUCACUGUCCAGUUCUCGGGCCGGGGCUCCACGGAGGAGGCCCGUCGGGAGGCCCUGCGGAAGCUCGGCCUCCUGAAGGAGAACUUGUGACGGAGAGUGGGCCGCGCUGGGGGAGUUACUGUGACCAGGUACGUGUGGCCCAACAUGGAUGUGCGCAUGCGCACAGCGCAGUAGCAAAGCCCGGACUGCGGAACCCCGUGGAGGACGAGCGAUGGGGGCCCGGGAGUCAGCAGACUGGCUGCCCCGCUCUGGCCCCCAUCCGAGCUGGGACAUCCUUCCGAACGAGAGCGUCCCGCACCACAUCUUCCCGUUUCCAAGAGCUCGGAGAAUAACCUUGAACACCUACAGGUUUCAGUGAUUUGUAAAUGCCUUAUGUUUUUUGGAUCUAGGAGGAGGGGGAUUGGGUCUGAUUUUUUUGUUAUUGAGUCUCUAAUCUAACCUUUUAUCCGACGUGCAUGACACGAAAGCCAGUUUAGAUCUCUCAUACUCGUUUCUAUAAGAAAGGGACCGUCCCCUCUCCAAGAAAAUAAAGAAGUGCUUAUUCAAUUUUCAUAGUCUCUUAAAAUACUGUUUUGGUUUUUUGUUUGUUUUUGAAAGGUGAAAGACAGUAUGUUAGCCUAAAUAUGCCUUUGUUUCUUGGUCUAAUUUGGUUUGCCCAGGUUUUUUUUUAAUUGAAAAUUGAAGCCUUUAGAGUAUGAUUUACUGUAACAUUGAGUUAUGGGAGUGGAAUGGAAAGGUUGAGUUUGGAAAAGGUGGUAGUUUUAAGAAAGUAAGUCUCAUCAGACUACAGAGUCUGUGUUACUGGGAGAUACAUAUAUGAGCGUGUACUGUGUAUAUACAUGUACAUAAUAUGUGUUUAUAGGUACAUAUAUGUUAUAUACAGAUAUAGAUGGUGUGCACACACAUUCAUUAUUACAUAUAAACUUCUUAAAACCCUAUUACAUAACUACAGGAUGCAAGCACUUCCUAUUCUUUUGAUACACAAGCCAUCUCAGUAUUGAGAUAAUGACAUAGAAAUUGUUACUUCCUAAUAAGGAAGUCUUUUAAGGACACAUCUCCAUAACUUUUCGGUGAACCAAAGUGCUUUUUCCUCAACGUGUUCUGUUCCCAAUUAAAGUAAUAGUCCAAAUAAGCUUCCAACUAAGCAAGAGAGUUCCUUUGUUAGUGAAGUAUGCUUUUAAAGAUGUCAUUUAUCACCUAAUUUUAAUUUAUCACCUAAUUUUAGUUUUGCAUGUUCCAAGGUGGCUGUUAAACAGAAGAAACAAAAGAUUCUUAACAUCCCCCAUGUUCUGUGAGCAAGAUCUCAGGAUUAAUUUAAAAGGGAAAAAACAGCGAACUAAGUUACACAGCAUGAAAAGAACUGGUUUUGUCCCAGACAAUGUCUUACAUGCUGAGUUGUAACCACAAGCAUUAUUAUCAAAACUAUUUCAGGCUGGAGUCUAAAACCUCUUAAAAUAGACCCGGAAGGACCACACUUGAAAGUCACACCCUUUUGUUUUGUGUCUCAGCCACUGUCACAGAAUCUGUUUCUUUCCUGUUGAGUAGUAUUUAAACUCAAACUUCUAAAUGUGCUGUGAAGGAUGUUUUUCAUAGUAUUAAUUUGCCUUGUAAGUUACAUAAAAUGAUUGUAAUGUUUUCCUUAGAACGACAGUAUUUAGUGUCUUGCCCAGGCCUUGUCCUGUCGAAAUAAUCUCAUAGAUUCUUGAUGGUCUUAAUUUAAAUAGGUGCUUUGAUCUUACAGGUUCUUAAAAAUAGUCUUUAUUUUACUCCUGUUUGUGUUGGAUUUGUUUAAAGGAUUCUUGGGCCCUGUUAUUUCCUUUUUAUAUAGCGAGAUGCCAUGUUACACAGUGUUUAAAAAUAGAGGGUCUUGAUAUGGCUAACAUUUUAAAUAUCCCUUAUAUUUGAGGAUUCUUUCUUUUUUUCUUAUCCUAUGACUUCGUUGUGACUAAGGUGAACUUUACUAUAUGUUAGGAUAUUUGUUCUCAUAAUGGCAUUUUUGAAAAAUAAAUUUAGAGAUCUUAAGUAUA
This is a messenger RNA of Eubalaena glacialis (North Atlantic right whale), 3604 nucleotides long. RefSeq names its product proline and serine rich 2 (gene PROSER2). The record is from RefSeq and is a predicted model, not a curated record. NCBI's taxonomy places the organism in Eukaryota, Metazoa, Chordata, Mammalia, Artiodactyla, Balaenidae. The coding region runs from base 303 to 1667 and encodes 454 amino acids. The transcript is spliced from 4 exons.